This is a messenger RNA of Cuscuta europaea, 485 nucleotides long. NCBI's taxonomy places the organism in Eukaryota, Viridiplantae, Streptophyta, Magnoliopsida, Solanales, Convolvulaceae. The record is from the annotation of a GenBank genome assembly.
CGGGGACGUGAAGGUGUACGAGGGCGGGAUGGACCUCCUCGUCCAAAGUGCCUUUAUGCUCAUGGAGAGCCACAAGAGGCAGUACCGGGAGAUAGCUCGUCUGAAGGAGCUUGAGCAGAAAGCUGCCUCGGCCGAUGAGGCGGUAGCUUGCCUGGAUCGGCUCCGGGAGGAUGCUAAGGCCUUGCAACAGAGGGCCGAUGAAGCCGCUGCAGUCAGGGACGAUGCCCUGGCCAAGCUCGAGGAGAGCCAAAAAGCGCUGGAGGCCGAGCGGCGCAAAAACGAGGAAGCCGUGAAGGCGAAAGCUGAGGCCGAGGCUGCCGCUGUGAAGGCUGCUGAUGAGGCCGUUGAGCAGUUCCUGGCCGAGGGGUGGAAGGCCGAUGAGAGGCUCCCCUGGUGCUAUGAAGUGGUGGCCGCCAGGCUUGAAGAUUGGGGGAUGAACUCCCCGGCCGGCCAGGAGUACUUCAGUAGGGAGAUGGCCAUUUACU